AUGAUGACGAAACUUGAGAAGCUUGACGGAAUAGAAGCAGACAUGAAAGAGAUAAAACAUUCCUUGGAAUACGCGCAUGCUGAAAUAGCAGAUUUAAAACAGCAAAAUGAAACAAACAAAGUAAAUCAAGAACAAGCAAGAGAAAGAAUUGGAAAACUGGAGCAAGACAACGCCACAUUGCGUAACAAAAUAGUAGACCUACAAGCGAGAUCCAUGCGCGACAAUCUACUGUUCUUUAAUAUACCUGAACGCGACCAAGAAAAUACCACCGAAAUCAUUCAUGAACUACUCGAAACGAAAAUGGAAAUACGCGACGCACGGAAUAAAGUCAAGAUUGACCGGUCCCACCGAAUUGGAAGAAAAAGAGAGAGAAAUCGCAAACCACGUCCAAUCAUAGUCAAGUUCAAUUAUUAUCAAGACCGAGAACAUGUGCGGAUCAACGCGAAGAAAUUUAAAGGAACGAAUAUCGGGGUAUCUGAACAGUUCCCUGAAGAAAUUGAAAGCGUAAGAAAGACAUUAUAUCCCGAACUGAAAAAAGCUAAAGCCGAAG
Paramuricea clavata is the source of this 550-nucleotide messenger RNA. NCBI's taxonomy places the organism in Eukaryota, Metazoa, Cnidaria, Anthozoa, Malacalcyonacea, Plexauridae. The record is from the annotation of a GenBank genome assembly.